GGCUCCGGCGGCCGGCCGCUCCGCGUCGCCAUCUUGGGGAGGUCCAGGUGGUUCCACCCCCGCCGCCAUUUUGAGAAGGUCAGGCUAUGGCCCUCGCUGUAACCCGGAGAAGGCGGGAGCCCACGCUCGGUGCUGCUUGUUGAACUUGGCAGUGGCCCACAGCCAGGAGGACUCCCAGUUCCUCCCCUCGCGGAGCAGGGCGUUUCACUCCUGCAUCUUCCUCAUAGAGCAUCUUCAUGCAAUGGGCCUGAACACAUUUCACCAACACAAGUGAUCUAAGCUGCAGGAGAACAAGCCAUGUGAGAAACAGAAUAAAGAGGGAGACCAUAACUACCUAUCCCUAAAUGCGUCAGAAUAGCAGCAGAGACCAGAGGAAAAUAUACCAUUCAACACUCAAACUUCAGUAUGCUGCCUGCUCACAAGAACAAAGCAGAUAAGUACCUGUUAAUACUCCAUUUAAAAUACAAGUACUUGGCAACAAGUGCAGUAGCUGAUGUUCAGAAUCCUGUGGCAAUGCAGGACGUGCCCUGGAGCCAACAGAACCUGAAGCUGUGGGUGCUGGUAGAUAUAACGAAGUACUUCAACAUCAGUGAUAGCAUUGCAGGCUUACUGCAGACAGUCUUCAUCUUAUGUUUUUUGGUGUCUGCACCCAUCUUUGGAUACCUUGGUGACCGGUACAACAGGAAAGUCAUCCUCAGUGCUGGUAUCGUCCUCUGGUCAGGUGUGACGUUAGGCAGCUCAUUCAUCACUGAAUCGUACUCCUGGAUAUUCUUCGUUUCACGAGGAUUUGUUGGCUUCGGCACAGCCAGUUACUCCACCAUAGCACCUACCAUCAUUGCGGACCUGUUUGAGAAGGACCAAAGGACCUGGAUGUUGUCUGUCUUCUAUAUUUCCAUCCCAGUUGGAAGUGGUCUUGGUUAUGUUCUGGCAUCUAGUGUAACGCAGGCUGCUGGCCACUGGCAUUGGGCAUUCAGGAUAACUCCUUGCAUGGGUGUUGUAGCAGUGGCUCUUCUGAUUCUACUGGUCCCUAAUCCAACCCAAGAUGCAGCUGAAGGACAGGGAGGCCAGAGCAUCACUAGCACAACUCAGGGAGCAGAUAAGAAGCCCGGUGCCCAGAGUACUGCCAGCACGACCUGGUGUGACGAUGUCAAAUCCCUCAGCAAGAACCGAAGUUUCAUCUGGUCCUCAUUGGGUGUGACAGCCAUGGCCUUUGUGACUGGAGCCCUGGGAUUAUGGGUACCACUGUUCCUUGACAGGGCUCAGGUAGUCCAUGACCUUGUACCUCCAUGCCUUCAGGAGCCAUGCAAAUCUCCCAACAGCCUAAUAUUUGGAGGAAUUACCAUCGCAACGGGAAUUGUUGGUGUCAUCACUGGGGCAGCAGUUGCAAGAAGAUAUAAGAAGAUAAACACUAAGGCCGACCCUCUUAUCUGUGCUGUGGGCAUGUUCUCCUCCGCUCCAUUUCUCUAUCUGUCUAUCAUGCUGGCUGCGCGGAGCAUCGUUGCCACUUAUAUUUUUAUUGCACUUGGAGAAUUUUUUUUAGCCUUAAACUGGGCCGUUGUGGCUGACAUACUACUGUAUGUGGUGGUACCAAAACGCCAGUCAACAGCUGUUGCCUUGCAGAUUUUUGUGAGCCAUUUGCUGGGAGAUGCAGGCAGCCCAUACCUCACUGGAGUGAUCUCUGAUGCUCUCCAUACCAGGCAGAAUGACUCACACCUGGGGGCCUUCCGGAGCCUGCAGUACAGCUUCAUCUUGUGCGUCUUCAUUGAUGUCCUUGGGGGAGGCUUUUUCCUCCUGACAGCCCUUCAUGUUGAGGAAGAUCGUCAGGAAGCCCAGCAACUUUGCAGAGGUAUUGAGAACAAAGGCUACAUUUCAACUGAAGAUGAUCUCCAGGAUGAAGCAUGAAGGAGCCACUGCUUCCUUUCCUUUUGCCUGAUGAAGCUACAGUUGGAGGAAAAGGCCAAAUAACAAUCCCUCCAUAUGGAAAGAAAAA
This is a messenger RNA of Mauremys reevesii (Reeves's turtle), 1990 nucleotides long. RefSeq names its product sphingolipid transporter 3 (putative) (gene SPNS3). The transcript has 15 exons. Gene Ontology annotation, molecular function: transmembrane transporter activity. Gene Ontology annotation, cellular component: membrane. The record is from RefSeq and is a predicted model, not a curated record. Bases 406 to 1902 code for a protein of 498 amino acids. Gene Ontology annotation, biological process: transmembrane transport. NCBI's taxonomy places the organism in Eukaryota, Metazoa, Chordata, Testudines, Geoemydidae.